Arctia plantaginis is the source of this 2331-nucleotide messenger RNA. The record is from the annotation of a GenBank genome assembly. NCBI's taxonomy places the organism in Eukaryota, Metazoa, Arthropoda, Insecta, Lepidoptera, Erebidae.
AUGAUUAAGGCGGCGCUCCUAGUAUUUGCGUGCGCUGCGGCCGCCGAUAUCGAUCUACAACAACUUAACACGACAGUACUAGUAAAUAAAGAAGUGCUACAAAAACUAUCAGAAACUUUGAAAUCGAAUAGAACUAUAGAUAAAAAUGAUUUAGCAAAACUGAAUAGAACCAUACAAAGUUUAGGAGUGAAUCGAGAUUUAAUAGCAAAGUUUACUGGGUUAGUAACAAGUACUGAAAAUAAUAUAGCUCAAGGAAGCGUAGAAGGCAGGGCUUAUACAGCUUACGGGGAUGAAAUAGGGAAUAAUGAGGGUAAAGUAAGACACGUUGAAGAAUCUCCUGAUUAUGCUUCUUCGGUGGUGUUGGCUAGUGACUUGCUGUCGUUGACGAGUGCAGUAGCAAGCGUCAAGGAGACAGCGUGCAGGGAGCAAGGAUACAAGUUCCUGGAUGGACUGAUCAUGAACAGGAGGUGGGCCUUGAAGAUGUUUGACGCAUCGGCCAAGUCACCUCAAGGUCUGCUCUUUGGUUCAUCCUAUCACCUGGGGAACUUCGACGAGUGUGUGGCCAUUCAAGACCCGGGAGACAACGGCGUGACCAUUGAGGGACAGUACUGCCUCGCCACUAUUAAGUGGAGACAAAAUCAAAAGACAAAUAAAACCCGGACCGGUCGUGGUGAGACCUUACGCUGGGCAGUGUGUGUACCAAGUACGUGCCAUGCCAAAUCUGUGGAGUCCUUUGUGAGCAGUGUUCUCGCACAUACUGUUGGCAACACUACUGGAGUGGUAGUUUCAGAUAACGACUGUUAUACGCGACGACCUAUGACAAUUACUUCUCUGGAUGUUGCCUAUUUGUCUGUUAUUCUUCUCUUCAUCACCAUCUUAUUAUUCAGCACACUUUUCGAAAUCUACAUCAUCUACUGUGGUAAAAGUAAGGAGUCCGUUACCCAGUCACUUAUCAUCUCUUUCUCCAUCAUCAACAACAUGAAAAAAAUUAUAUCAACAAAACAACACAACACCCUGGGGUUGGAGUGUAUCACGGGGAUCAAAACUCUGGGCAUGAUAUUUAUCAUUGCUGGACAUGCUUGUAUGUUCAUUGCGAGUGGUCCAGUUAUGGAUGCUGAUGCUUGGGACAGGUUAGUUCGAGCGCCAGCCAAUGCCUUCAUGUUAAAUAACACAUUGCUGGUCGACACUUUUCUAAUGCUGAGUGCUUUCCUCUUCUCAAGAUUACUUCUUAUUGAGCUGGAUAAGAGAAGAGGCAAGCUUAAUGUUAUACCUAUUUUGGUAUUCCGAUAUAUCAGAGUGACUCCCGCAUACUUGGUGGUGAUACUCUUCUACAUGACGUGGUUACCAAAAAUCGGUGAAGGUCCUUUAUGGCAGGAUAGAUUGUUGUUAGAACAACAACGAUGCAUGGAUUCCUGGUGGACAAACUUGUUAUACAUAAACAAUUAUGUGAACACUGACAAGAUGUGCAUGUUCCAGUCUUGGUAUCUAUCCGUAGAUACCCAACUAUUUUUCAUUGCUCCAAUCUUCAUCUACAGUUUAUGGAAGUGGCGGAAGUUCGGUCCAGCUCUCAUCUCAGUUGCCAUCAUCAUCUCACUUAUAAUUCCAUCCCUGAUCACUUACAGAGAUAAAUUAGAUCCAACACUUUUGUUUUAUGCAAAAGAGUUUACGGAUAUAAUUUCAAACUUUUAUUUCAAUGAAGCGUAUAUCAAGACUCAUAUGAAAAUGAUUAUUUAUUUCAUGGGGAUCCUUACAGGAUAUAUAUUGCAUCGAAUACAAACGGAAAACUAUCAAUUUUCUUACCUCAUGAAGACGUUUGCUUGGAUCAUCAGCGUCAUUCUUGGCUCCGUCACAACCUUUUCGGUGACUAUUUUCUACCAAGAGUGGUAUCAAUACAGUGAACUGGAAGCUGCCGUCUAUAUUUCGUUGCACAAACUUGCCUGGGGUAUCGUCAAUGGGUGGCUCAUUAUUGCCUGUGCUACAGGAAAUGGAGGUAUUCUAGGAAGAUUACUGACGUGGAAGUUCCUAGCACCGUUUUCAAGACUGACAUUUUGUGCCUACUUAGUGAAUGGAAUAGUCGAAUUGUACUAUGUGGGAGAAUUGAGACAUCCUUUACACAUUACUUUCUUUACAGUAAUGGCAACAGGAGUAUCACAUGUAGUUCUGACCUUCUUACUUGCCCUGUUUCUAUGUUUGACUUUCGAGUCACCUUUACAUGGCAUCGAAAAAAUUUUACUUAGAAUGUUUGCUCGUCCAGUCCUAAGUGACAAUGCUACGAAAAAUGAAUCGGCGGAAUCAUCAAGAAAUACUAGUCAAUCUAAGUUAGAUUCGUAG